UGUUUCUCUUAUAUUCUGUUUUGAUUUUACAUUCUUUCGACCAAGUAGUUUUUGGCAUUGUCUAUUUCGUCAAAUUUGAUGUAUUUUCAAUCACUACUUUUUGUGGGUAUUAGUAAAUCUUUGCGGGCAAGAAGCUUGGAGAAGGAAACGUAAGAAGUAUAGUUCGCAUGUUAUCUGGUGAAAUAGUUAUUAACAGUAAUGUGUAACUGAUGGAUAUUUCAGAUUGUUGACAAUUGAUACUUCGCAAUCCUUAUAUUGUUUUUGUUAUUUUUUGGGUAGGCAGCACUGAUAUGGCUGGUACUGGGACAAUAAAAAUAUACAAUGUAGGCGACGGAAAAGAUUUCAUCAGCAAUUUACCUGAUGAAAUUCUUCAUCACAUUCUUUCGUUACUCCCUGCCAAAGAUGCCGUAGGAACUUCCAUAUUAGCAAGAAGGUGGAAGUCUUUGUGGAUCGACUUAUCUGCAUUUAAUUUUGACAGGCCAACCAAUCAACUCUUUCAUCUAGUUCACAGACUACUUAAGAGGUCUAGUAGGACUGCAAUUAGGCUCCGUAUUGCAAUGGAUGGUAGUGGAGUUACUGUUGAUCGAGCCAAAUUUCAAUGUUUUCUAUAUGCUGCAGAGCUGGACAAAGUUCAAGAGCUCAAUAUUUCCCUGGAUUUAAAGUCUAAUCCAUUUAUAUUACCAAUUACUUUCUCAAGUGCGUCACUGAAUAGUCUAUGUUUAGAACUUAAAUGUGUUCUAUAUAUUCCCUCUUGGGGUUUUUCUGGCUUGAAGACAUUAAUGAUUUCAUUAGUUACCUUUGCAAAUGACAACUCACUUCGACGGCCUCUCUCUGAGUGCAUUUUCCUCCGAAAGUUAGUCUUGCAUGGUUGUGAUUGGAAGAACAUAGAAGAGAUCAGCGUUGUAAUGCCCACCUUAAGGGAAUUGAGCAUAACCUUUUCCCGUUUUCAUGCACAUUAUUUGGUCAAUUCGAAAGUCAAGAUUGAUGCGGAGAAUCUUUUAUCUUUCAGUUGCAGAGGCUGUUUAACAUUUGAAUUUGUUCUUGUUAACCUCACCUCCAUAGUUAAUGCAUAUAUUGAUUUCAAGAGUGGUUUUCCAUCAAACUAUCUAUAUACGGCUGCUCAUGAAAUAAAACUAUUGAGUGGACUUCAUAGGGUAGAGUCUCUCAGCCUAACAAUUGAUACUCUUGAGUGUCUUUCAUACACAAAAGAUACUCUACAUCUCCUUCCUUGCUUCUGCAAUUUGACGCUGCUCAAUGUGAAUUUGUCAACUCCCUAUUUUGGUGAAGAAAUAGCUAAAAUCGAGUUGCUGAAGAUUUUGUUAGAAAAGGCCUCAGUUUUAGAAAAGAUCGAAAUAUUCUGUUCAGAAAGUUUAUUGGCUGAUUUGGAGAUGCAGAAAUAUAUCAGGAACCAAUUGGAAGCUGUAGGUCUGAAAAAUUGUGUCAUUACAUUUAGAUAAUGGGAUUCACUUCAAUUCAUACACAGAUAUG
Molecule: messenger RNA, 1488 nt
Organism: Medicago truncatula (barrel medic)
Lineage: Eukaryota; Viridiplantae; Streptophyta; Magnoliopsida; Fabales; Fabaceae
Product: F-box/LRR-repeat protein At3g26922
Exons: 2
Coding region: 291-1457 (388 amino acids)
Molecular function (GO): protein binding
Source: RefSeq, a predicted model, not a curated record